Messenger RNA from Lactuca saligna, 381 nucleotides. NCBI's taxonomy places the organism in Eukaryota, Viridiplantae, Streptophyta, Magnoliopsida, Asterales, Asteraceae. The record is from the annotation of a GenBank genome assembly.
AUGCUGGCACAGCUACAAGAAAUGAGAUUCUUUGACACACGUGAGAAUCGUCAAGCACUGACAGCCACUGCAGAGGAAGAAGAGCAAUGUAUUUGCAAACUUGCAGUUUUUAAGGUGCCUUCUAUUUUUGAAGAUACACAUCUUGCACCUCCAAAAAAAACGUCUUCAUCCUCUUUUAAAGACAACAGCGAUCGGCAGCACCCAACGCAAGAUCCUGCUAUUCUUCUUCCAUCGACAACAGCUACGGUGCAAUGCCUCCCUCUUUAUUCUUCUUCCAUCGCUAUUUCUCUUCAAUCACAGCCGCAUCCCACAUCGACAUCUCCACAACGAGCCGUCAUCUCUCUUGUUGGACACAAAAUCGUCAAACAGGUAAAGAUAUGA